AUGGAAUGUACAGUACCUGCGCACCUGCCAAAGUAUAGUAGCAAGUACCGGGCUGUUCUUUCUCAGGCCUUUACCGUUUUCUUGGAAGGACCCUUAGUCGAUGUCGAGCCUGCCAAUCCAAUUGGCCCCGUGGACCCUGUACGACCUCGUGACUGGCCGGCACGAUUCAGGGCGCACCCAUUCGGAAAAGUCGCAUCGCGACCCUUGAACCUGUCAGAUCACGCCGCCACUUGGAUACAGUGCAAGCUGAAAGUCGGGCUCACUAUGAAACCGACUUUUGACCGCCAUGUUGGUUACCAUCUACAAGAGUGCUAA
Molecule: messenger RNA, 315 nt
Organism: Fusarium venenatum
Lineage: Eukaryota; Fungi; Ascomycota; Sordariomycetes; Hypocreales; Nectriaceae
Source: RefSeq, a predicted model, not a curated record